Linderina pennispora is the source of this 201-nucleotide messenger RNA. RefSeq lists its product as uncharacterized. Gene Ontology annotation, cellular component: peroxisomal membrane; peroxisome. The record is from RefSeq and is a predicted model, not a curated record. The annotation marks the transcript as partial. The transcript has a single exon. Gene Ontology annotation, biological process: protein import into peroxisome membrane. NCBI's taxonomy places the organism in Eukaryota, Fungi, Kickxellomycota, Kickxellomycetes, Kickxellales, Kickxellaceae.
GACGACACGCAGCUGGACUCCUUGGUUGACGAUGUCAUUGGCCAGCUCAUGUCCAAGGACAUGCUGUACCAGCCGCUCAAGGACCUGGAUGUCGAAUACCCAAAGUACUUGGAGAAGAAUAAGGACACGCUGUCCAAGGAGGACUGCGAGCGGUACGAAAAGCAGCACGGGUAUGUCAAGCAGAUCCUGGAAAUGUUUGAC